This is a messenger RNA of Penicillium paradoxum, 1113 nucleotides long. RefSeq lists its product as uncharacterized. The record is from RefSeq and is a predicted model, not a curated record. Bases 1 to 1113 code for a protein of 370 amino acids. Lineage: Eukaryota; Fungi; Ascomycota; Eurotiomycetes; Eurotiales; Aspergillaceae. The transcript has a single exon.
AUGCAGUUAUACAAUGUCUUCACCUACUCCAUCGUCCGCAAUCAACUCAUCGCCAAUACCGUUUUGGUUGCCGUUGCGACUCUCUUGAUAGUAUUGCGAUUCAUUUCCCGACGGCUCCGCGAAAGUCGAUUGGGAUGGGACGAUGCAUUCUGUGUUGGGGGCAUGCUGCACACUUAUGGCAUGCUCGCAAUGCACUUUCACUACGCCCGCAUUGGGAUGCGACAGCACAUUGGGGAUAUUCCUAUGGAAAAUGCUGUGCUGAUCGCUAAAAUGCUGAUUGUGUACCAAGUCGUCUAUUACAACGCCAUGGUUCUUGCCAAGUUCUCCUACCUCGCCUUUUACUUGCGCAUUUUUGUGUCCAGGGAGUUUCGCAUCCUGACAUGGGUGUGCAUGGGGUGCGCAGCUGCCUACUGGGUUGGGAGUAUGCUCCAAAUCUUCUUGAUAUGCACCCCCUUUGCGAAAAACUGGAAUCCGACACUGCCCGGUCAUUGCGCGAGCCAGAAUGUCGCUUUCUCGACGAUUGGCGCAUUCAAUCUUAUCACGGAUGUGCUAAUCAUGGCCCUACCAAUCCGUUUUAUCUGGAAGUUACAAAUGUCCAUGGCGACUAAGAUGGCACUGUUUGGCAUCUUUAGUCUGGGUAUAUUGUAUGUUCCUUCUGUCUCACUGGAAAAUUCCAAUGCUAACGUGACCUGCAGUAUUUCCUCCAUCACCAUCAUCCGCAUCCGUGUCCUCACGACCGUCGAUUUUACCGAUCUUUCCUACUCCAUGAUCUGGGCGGCCUUCUGGAGUGUUACCGAGCCGGCCCUUGCCAUUGCCAAUUCCUGUGCCCCAAUGCUCCGACCUAUCCUCAAAGCCGCUUUCCCGUCCCUGUUUGCUAGUGCGCAGAGUGGAUACUCCACACAACCGGUGUCUGGACCUAUCAGCAAAAGUACUCCAUCGAGACGCAUGGAUGGGAUGGAUGAGAUGGACAGUGAAUUUCCCCUCACACGAUUGCACGGAGACACCAGGUCAGCGGAUGAGGGGUCAUUGAAUGAUCAAUCGCAAGAUGACCGCUCGCAGGAUUUGCCAUAUCACACGAAAAGUGUUGCGAUGUCUCUCAAAGGGCAUUCAUAG